AACAUCGGGUAUUAUUAAUGGAGUCUAUGUUUAAAUUUAAAUUGGUUAGCUAUGAUUUAAUGAGCGAAACUGCAUUUAAUUCAGAGUAUUUUCAUCUUUGACUUUCAUCAUAAAAUAAUCGGGUUGAAUGGUUCAUCAUGUAAUUAAAUCAACUCAUUGUGGUGAAAAAAGUCGGUUCCAUUGAUUGUUAAAAUCUAAUGAAUGAGAAAGAGCCUCAAGAUCAUGUUGAUAUUGAUUUUGUAUCAUUUUUAAUGAAUAACUAAAAAAACCAAAAAAUUUAAACCAGUUUGAGAUACUAAUCAGUUAAUAUGAGAAAGAAGAAUCAGUUUACGAAUCACAGAACUUUGAUUAGCCUAACAAAAGUUGACGAUUUAAUAUUUAAAUGUAAAACUAUAAAAAUUCAAGGUAGGAUAAAAGUUGAAUGAAUCAUUAUUUCAAUAAUUUGGUCUAAAUUAACCCAACCGAUUCAGUUUUCUGUAAAUUUUUCAUAUUUUACAUGACCUUUUUUUAUUUAUAAAUUGUUGCUGAGUUUGUGAUGGACAACUAACUGUACAUUGUUCAAUUGAACAUUCAAAUGAAAUAAAAUGUUUAUUAGCCAAUCCAAUAAAGUUGAAGUUUACCUUAAUGUUCAUGUUAACCUUUUAUUGUGAUUAAAUUAUGAUGAUACAGUUACUCGAUUUUUCAUUGAAACUCACUCAGGCCAAUCAAAAAUAAUGUAAAGACGAGGAGGAUGAGGAUGUCACCUUAUGAAUGGUUUGCCAUUGCAAGGGCUUCCCUCUCUUUAUGUAUCAUAGCACAUCAACUUCAGGUUCAUUAGAUCAUUUUGUGAUUUGAUUUAGUUGUAAUUAGAGUUGAUACCUUACUUUUUGAUACAUCUGGUCAAUCCUUUUUUACUAACUAAAGUUAUCAUAAAUUCAUUUUGAAAUGGACAAAUCAAUACUGGUUAAGGUUACGAAUUGUUUCACCCUUCAUUUAGUUGUUUGUUAUUUAUCUUCAGUAUAUGGUCAAUAUUAUGGUUAUCCUUAUCCAUCCACAUCAAUUAAUCGCUAUGGAUAUCGAUUUGGAAAUGCUCUCAAUUUUGGUUUAAAAUACAAUAAUCCUUACAAUGGACAAUAUUCUGAUCCAAACAGACAACCGAUGAAUCCACCUGUUCAAAUGACUGAUCACAAUAACUAUUGGAAAAUCAACCCACAAGGUUAUCCACCUUCGGCUUAUCCCUCACCUCAACCGUUUCCUUCAUCGUCAACAUCACCCUUUGGUCCAACACCAGGAUUACCUUCACUUUCACUAUCAAUGCCUCCCCAACCUCCUUCCCUUUCUUCCUCGCCUUCCUCGCCUUCUUCAGCUUCUUCUUCUUCUUCUUCUUCUUCUCCCACUUCUCCAUCUCCAUCUCCAUCUUCAUCCUCUUCUUCUUCUUCAUCUCCUCCUUCUCCCUCUCCUCCUUCGUCUUCGUCUUCGUCUUCAUUACCAUCUUCUUCUCUAUCAUCUUCUGGUGUCUCUCAAUAUUCACCAUUCAACUCUCAAUCACAAAAUCCGUCUCAAUCAUCAUUUUUAUCUGCGAGCCCUUUCUCGGCCCAGCCACCUCUAUCAGCUUUUGAAGCUAAAUAUGAUCUUCCAGGUCCAGCCAAUUUUGCUGAUAGUACGGCAACCUUUGAUAAUGGCAUAGGUUGGGUUCCAAGGUAUCCAAAUUUCGUCUUUCCUCCUUCUUAUUAUUUCCCAACAACAGGUCAUCCUUAUUCAUAUCACAGGAACAGGAUUGCUCGUGGUAUUGCCGAUAUUAGAGGAUCUGAAAAUAAAAUAACAGGAUCAAUCAGUUUUGAACAAGAAGACAAUAAUAAUGUAAUUAUUCGUGGAAAAAUUUUGGGCCUUCCUCCUGGUGCUCAUGGUAUGCAUAUUUUGGAGAAACCUCUGACUGGAAAUGAUUGUUCCUCUGCAGGUGAUCAUUAUAACCCACAGAAAACUGAACACGGAGGCAAACACGAUUGGGUUCGUCAUAUUGGUGAUUUGGGAAAUAUAUUUGCUGAUCGAGAUGGAGUCACUUAUUUUGAUCUUAAUGAUCAAAUAAUCAGCUUAAUUGGAGGCUACUCUAUUCUAAACCGAACCAUUGUGAUUACUGAAAAACCAGAUGACUUGGGACGAAGUGGCGACCCGGAAAGCAAAAGAACUGGUAACUCGGGUCCUGCGAUUGCUUGUGGACUAAUCCAGCUGGCAAAGUAUUGAAUUACUCUUAUUCAUUUUCAAAUACAGACGACUAUUAAUUUACACCUUCUGCAUUUUCCUCUAACCUUUCAAUUUUCUUAACAAUCAUGUAUUCCUUGUAAAAUUACUCAAAUUUCUUAUGAUAAAAAUAAAUUCAGUAUUUUCAA
This is a messenger RNA of Tetranychus urticae (two-spotted spider mite), 2366 nucleotides long. RefSeq lists its product as uncharacterized. Lineage: Eukaryota; Metazoa; Arthropoda; Arachnida; Trombidiformes; Tetranychidae. The record is from RefSeq and is a predicted model, not a curated record. Gene Ontology annotation, molecular function: copper ion binding. Gene Ontology annotation, biological process: superoxide metabolic process.